CUUUUUGUAAUCCUCAAGAUUCCGUGGGCCAAGAUCCGCGAGAGUAUUGGAACCCCGAAGCGCACGACCACCUGACAUUUCCCCUAGCUCCUCGCAACUUUCCUACAAUUUUAGUGCCGACAAUUUUCCACCGAUUUUCGUUCAAUCGAUAAACAUUUCUCCUCAAUCCAUACCCUGAUUGCGUUUCUUGUUCGCUUAAUCGAGGUUUGCGACUGUUAUAAAUGGAUAUUGAUGAGAUUUUUGGCAACUCCCGUGUUGUGAGUCCUCCUACCAAGAGUGCAGUAUAUGUGUGGGGCUAUAACCAAUCUGGACAAACAGGCAGAAAGGGUGAAGAACGGAACUUGAGGAUUCCAAAGCAGCUUCCUCCUGAGCUUUUUGGAUGCCCCGCAGGUUUUAAUCACCGUUGGCUGGACAUUGCUUGUGGUCGGGAGCAUACUGCAGCUGUGGCGUCAGACGGCUCGCUUUUUACUUGGGGAGCAAAUGAAUUUGGUCAGCUGGGGGAUGGAACCGAGAAGGGCAGGAAACAACCUAAGAAAGUAAAGCAACUGCAGACAGAAUUUGUGAUAUCUGUAUCGUGUGGAGCUCAUUGUACUGCUGCUAUUGCAGAACCACGUGAAAAAAAUGGAACUGAGAUGACUAGAAGACUUUGGGUUUGGGGGCAAAAUCAGGGUUCAAAUUAUCCACGCUUAUACUGGGGUGCCUUUGCUCCAAACACGACUAUCCGUCAAGUUUCUUGUGGGGCUGUUCAUGUGGUGGUUCUAUCAGAAGAUGGCCUGCUACAAGCUUGGGGCUACAACGAAUAUGGUCAGCUUGGCAGAGGUGUUACUUGUGAAGGACUUCAGGGGGCUCGUGUUAUAAGUGGAUACGCAAAAUUCCUUGAUGAAGCCCCUGAGCUUGUAAAGAUCACCCAAGUGUCAUGUGGGGAGUACCACACUGCAGCUAUUUCGGAUAAAGGAGAGGUCUAUACCUGGGGCCUGGGAAGCAUGGGUCAACUUGGGCAUUGUUCACUUCAAUAUGGCGAUAAGGAGCUACUGCCGAGGCGAGUGGUAGCCCUAGAUGGAAUCUUCAUAAAAGAUAUCGCAUGUGGUGGUGUACAUACCUGUGCUGUAACUGAAAAGGGAGCUCUUUACGCUUGGGGUGGUAGUCAAGCAGGCCAGUUAGGCCUUGGCCCCCAAACUGGAUUCUUCUCAUGUGUCCCUAACGACUCCAAAACCAUUUUUCGCAAUAUACCUGUUUUGGUUGUCCCAACUGGCGUGCAACUUGUUGCAUGUGGACAUUCCCACACUCUUAUUUAUACGAAAGAUGGAAGAAUUCAUGGGUGGGGUUACAACAGCUAUGGUCAGGCUGCAAAUGAGAGAUCUACUUAUGCGUGGUAUCCAUCACCAGUUGAUUGGUGUGUUGGGGAAGUGCGAAAACUAGCUGCUGGCGGUGGCCACUCGGCUGUUCUGACGGACGCGUGUUCCUUGAAGGAACUGUGUGAGUUUAGGCUUGCAGACGCUAUAACUCUAGCAAAUGCUUCUGAGAUUGAGGAUGUUGCGUCCAGAACUGGAUCAGAUGCUCUUGUACGGCUUUGUGGAAGAUUAAGGGAGCAUUUUCUUGAUGUUGGUGAUUGCAACUCUGAAGGCGAUGAUUUUGGUGUUGGUAGAACCUGACAUUAAACUCAAGGUGGUCCUGAUAUACAAAUCAUUUCAUUAUUGGGGCAUUGUUGUAUGUUAAUUGUGGGAAACAUCUUGCAUUUGUUGAAUACUCUACGGGAACCCUAAUAACUUUAUUGGAGGUGAGAGCAACAAUUUGUUGUUGUAGUUUAUAAAUAAAUCAACAGGGGGAUGAAGAGGUGGGUAUGCGGCAUCUGUGUAGUAGUUAGCCCAUUCCACCAACAAUUUGGUACUUGUGGUCAAUCUGAUCAGUUCCAUUCUUGUACU
This is a messenger RNA of Rhododendron vialii, 1922 nucleotides long. Its product is annotated as ultraviolet-B receptor UVR8. The transcript is spliced from 9 exons. Lineage: Eukaryota; Viridiplantae; Streptophyta; Magnoliopsida; Ericales; Ericaceae. The record is from RefSeq and is a predicted model, not a curated record. The coding region runs from base 222 to 1652 and encodes 476 amino acids.